CUUCGGAAGAUGAUGUCUACAAAACGUUUUAUUAUUUUCGCGUGCCUCGUAUCAAUCGUAGCGGGUCGCUGGGGUUUUCGAAGAGGGGGUUUCCGAACUGGUGGUUCAAGAGUUUCUUUUGGUAAUUGGGGAUCUAAAUCAAGUUCUUCUAAUUGGAAUAGCUAUUCUUCGUCACAAAUGGUCACACCUAACCCAUUUUAUUUAAGAAGUGAUGAUACUCGCCCUCCACGUUUUCCAACACCUAUAAGAAGUUAUGCAUCGCCCACAGAAAGUUCUUAUUGGCCUACUCAAAGACCAUUUGUUCUAGCACUACCUACGCCGAGCUCUGUUGUGCAAACUUUUCCGCCUGUUUAUGAAAAUCGAGGAUUGCCUAAUCUUCCGCAUCGAAGCCCAACUAGAACUACACCAAGAACUACUUACAACAACUUAAAUUAUAAUGAUAAUUAUAAUAAUCAACACGGUUAUCCAUCGCAAAAUCGAGGAUUGCCUAAGCUUCCGGAUCGAAGCCCAACUAGAACUACACCAAGAACUACUUACAACAACUUAAAUUAUAAUAAUAAUUAUAAUAAUCAACACGGUUAUGAAGAUGCAUAUGGAGGCGGAUAUGGAGGUCGCCCCAAUUAUUACAAUUCCUAUAAUAGUUAUUCACCAUACUACACGCCAUCAUAUUCGAAAUAUCCGAAUUUAUAUCAACCAGUUGGAAAGUACAAAAAUCAUCGUGUAAGGAAUUCUGUUAUCGCUGGAUUAGGAGGUUCAGCUUUAGGAAUGUACCUUGGUUAUAAAUUGGGAACUUAUACAAGUGGAUUAAAUCAACUAAUUGGAGGAUAUAAUUCGGGUUAUAAUAACCCUUUUUUAAAUAAUCCAGGUUAUAAUAAUGGAGGAUCUAGAUAUGGAACUGGUUUUCCACAAUAUUCAGUAGUUCAUCAUUACCAUCACGGAAAAAAACCAAUUCCCCAAACAAUCGAAGUAAAAGAAAAUGUAAUAAAACAAUGUGGAAAUGACACAAAUUUUUGUACACCAAAUACAACGCCUCUUUGUAGGACUAAUGGAACGAUUUAUUGCAUAGCCCCAAUAUCAGCCACUUCGAAUUGUGUCGCAAGCUCUGUUACUCAUUUACCAUGUUUAAAUACAACCAUUUCCAUUCCGUGCGUAAACGCUUCUGGUCUUAAUUGCCAUAAUGGGGUAAUGUUAAGUGAAACGGUGGCUAUUCCUUGCGUUUCUAACAUUAGCGUUUAUGGAGAUUUCACUGGUAAUAAACUGCAGGUACAUACGUUUACUGCAGAUAAUUCUACGGCGGACAUAGCUGUUACAGGACAGGGAAUAAAAAAUAAUUUUUGCGUUACGGUUAUUGCAGAUCCCGUUAAAAUUCCAAAAAAAUGGAAGAAUCAACAGAAUUUGUGGUAUUUGGGAAAUAAUUUUUUUUAUUAAAAAAAUCGAAUUAAUUCAUUGAAUGUUUAUCAUAUCUAAAUAUGUUACCAACAUAUAUUUUUAAGAAAAUUACGACUUGUUAAUGUGUACCUUCUAAAUUCGGAAUAAUAAAGCAUUAUUUAUUAUUUUGAAAA
Onthophagus taurus is the source of this 1562-nucleotide messenger RNA. RefSeq lists its product as uncharacterized. Lineage: Eukaryota; Metazoa; Arthropoda; Insecta; Coleoptera; Scarabaeidae. The record is from RefSeq and is a predicted model, not a curated record.